AUGCAGCGCCCGGGGCUGCGAGCGGCUCCAAGCGAUGGCGUGACCGAGGCGGACGCCUCCUUUUGGCAGGACGGGCCCGCCCCGGCGGCGACGGGCACAGGGGACUCCCUGGAGCGCCCGGCGCCGCCCGCACAGGCCUCGGAGUGGGGCAGACUUGCGAUCUGGGCGCUGGUGUGGUGCGCACUGGCGAUUGCGAUGGCGGUCGUGCGCGGGCGCUGCAAGGCCGUCGAGCCCCUGAUCGCAGGCGAGGCCGCCCUGGUCCAGGCGACCGUCCAGGAGUGCCUGGACCACGCCGAGCAGCUGAGCCAGGCUAAGACGGAGCCGGAGCCCGAGGCGGUGCCCCAGUUCGACUUCGGGGAAGACUCUGGCGAAGAGCCGCUGUGGCUGCGGAUGCACGACGUGGUUCAGUACCCGUUUGCGGGCAUGCUCUCGCCUUGUCUGAUGCAGGCCGAGGGGGAGGUGCAGCCGAGGCGGCGCCAGUACCUGUCCUGCGCCGUCGUCGGCGCGGCGCCGAGCCUGAAGGGCUCCCGGGCUGGGGCCGACAUCGACAGCCACGGCGCGGUCUUCCGGGCCGGGCUGUGCAAGAAGACGUCGCUGCAGGAGUUCAGAGAGGACGCAGGUUCCAAAACGAGCUUCUGCGUCAGCUUUGAGCUGACCACUGGCCUGCCGAACGGCGCCCGGAGCAUCCUGCCCUUGAAGAGCUGGAAGUGGCUCUCGCAGAUCAACAAAGUCGACUGGAACAAUUGCAGAAAGACCAUUCUGGUGUUGCACCCGGCUUGGUUAAGGCGGUGCGACCAGAUGCUGGAUGCACUGGGCGAGGUUGAACCGAAGCCAAGUAUUCCUGUUGCGCAUUGGAGGAAUGCGUCGAUCUUCAGCGACCCCAGCUGUACCACCUUGGUCCAGAGGGGCACGGCCGCCACCAAGCAGGACAGGCUUUCGUGCCCCGCCAUUGUCAACCUCUCUGCUGGUUUCAUGGCCAUCCUGGCGGCCAUGGAGCUGUGCGGGAAGAUCACGCUCUACGGCUUUGACACGAACACCAGCGAGCAUGCCAAGUACAGCCACUUCAGCUCGAAGCACAAGAUCGAGAAGAACAGGACAAAACUGGAAGAUCAUCCCCACGCGUUCCCCCUCGAGCGCCACCUCAUGAAGCUGUGGCACAAGAAGGGAGACGUCAGCUUUCACGCCAGCAUGCUGCCCAAAAAGGCGCCCGUUCAGGAAGCGCGCCGACCACUUCGACAGCCAGGCGGACCCGCUCCCAAGGGCGGCGCUGGACAUGCACCUCAUGCCGCCGGUGGCAGGUAG
Prorocentrum cordatum is the source of this 1302-nucleotide messenger RNA. The record is from the annotation of a GenBank genome assembly. NCBI's taxonomy places the organism in Eukaryota, Dinophyceae, Prorocentrales, Prorocentraceae.